This is a messenger RNA of Culex pipiens pallens (northern house mosquito), 3423 nucleotides long. Its product is annotated as capon-like protein. The transcript is spliced from 7 exons. The coding region runs from base 348 to 3326 and encodes 992 amino acids. The record is from RefSeq and is a predicted model, not a curated record. Gene Ontology annotation, molecular function: nitric-oxide synthase binding. NCBI's taxonomy places the organism in Eukaryota, Metazoa, Arthropoda, Insecta, Diptera, Culicidae.
UAGAAAUCCUGAGUCAUCCAAUUUAUAGGAUUUUUUAUGUUUCUCAUGAUAGCAAUGAUUUGAAAAUAUUUAGUUACAUUGCUAGAGACGGGAGCAGUGAUGUUUUCAAAUGUUGUGUUUUUAAAACCAAUAAAAAGGGUUGCAUCGUAUUCUAAAUAUAUACUCUAUUUUGAUUUUGCCGCUAAAAUGAUACGAAAAUGGCAGCGUUUAUGAUGAAAUAUAAUUAUACUCGAGACAAUAAAGGCGAUACGAUGCAACACAACGAAAUAUGACAAAUGGAGUGCAAGUGUGGUCCCUCAACGAUAAAUAAUUUAAAAUCCUUUGUAAUAUAAGUGAAUAAUUGAAAAAUGAUAAAGCAAAAAACAGAAGAAAUGCAACUUGAAAGCGGCGAUCCCCUGAAAUCUCCAAGUAGUAAGCGUAAAAAUGAAUCGACACUUCGUCAACUACAGAACGAUGUCAUGGGAAAAGCUCGUUCUACACUUAGCAGCUUGGGUGAUGUUCUGAAAGUAGGAAAAAAUGUCGGUGGGAGUUCAUCAAUACCCAGUCAAUACCAAGAACAUCAGCAAAGAACUGGUACAGGAGAUUUGUUUUUGGAAAGCCCCGAACAACAUUUUGUUACGCCUCCUCGGAGUCCCAAAACACCCAAAGAUAAAAGUUCCUUAGACUUUUUUCCUUGGUCAAAAAGUAAAGCUAAAGAUAAUUCAAAGAAUACAAAACGGGAAAAAAUCAAAACUCAACAAUCCCAACUUAGUGACGUUCAUGAAGAAGAUGUCGAAGAUGAGGAUAAUAAAAAAUCUCAUACUGGCAAUAUUUCUGCCAAAGGAAAAACACCAGUGACUGGUACUGUUAAAAAGAAAUUAAUCAAUGAUAACAGUGUAAUUCGCCAUCAAACUCAGAAAAGUAAAUAUUCAUCUGAGUUUGUAGAAUCUUCCGAUGAUUUCAAAUAUGAAAGUGAGUUCAGUCGUUCUAUGGAAGAUGGAAUACAGUAUGCAUCCCGAGAAAGCGUUCAGGGCAAUGAAAAAUAUUAUGAAUGCAGGCCGAAAUCAUACAAUGAAAAAUAUGCACAAAAUGUUGAGUUCAUGUAUAAUGAACAGCAAGAACAAGCCUCAAAAUCUAAUCGAAAAAUUUCGAAUUUGUCGAGUCCAUCUUCAGUAAAACAUAUUUUGUUCAAUGAAGAAAAUGAUAUCCUGUAUUAUAAGGACAAUCAUCGGCCAUCAAAAAACAAAACGUUAGGAGACCAUCACGCUAGAGAAAAACAAAAGUGUGUUCCAGUAAAGUCCUCUACAGGCAGAGAUUCGUGGAAAGUACAAGAUGUAACUCCGAUACCUAUUAGGAAAGUAUCCAAAGAUGAAAAAUCCAAUCUCCCAUUAUCAAACAAUGCCAUGGUUUCUCAAGUAAACACGGAAUCAUAUUCUUCAAAAGCCAAUACUAAAUUUCAACGAACAACAGUCAACACAGAGGAUAAUUCGAGAAAUAGUCAAAGACCGAGUGCAAGGCUUACUUUAGCAAGAGGUUAUUCAGUGGAUUGUAGGAAUAGUAAUUCUAAACUUGAUACAAACAAAUAUGGGGAAGCAAGCGAAAGUCGUAGUACAAAAGAUCCCCAGAUUGAAAAUGAGCCCGUUGACAGAAGGUGCUCAAAAAAAAUUUGUUUUCAAGAACCAACUUACGACAAUAGAAAUAAAUGUGAAACACUCCCACGUAGUCGAAAAACUUCAAAAAAAAUUGAUGCCAAUGAUUACUUAGAUUUUGAUAUGCUUAGACCUCGAAGUGGAAGCCUUGAUUCAGAUCUUGAGUCUCAAGCGAUGCGUAUUGUUCGCACAGUAGGACAAGCAUUCGAAGUAUGUCACAAAUUAUCCAUACAAGACAGUGGGGGCAACAUGGACGAAAAUUCGGAGACAUCUAACUGUGAUUUUUCUGAGCAGGAUAGAAUUUCCGACAAAGUUAGUGACGAUGGAGAUUUUAAAAAAGACAUUGCAGCAGAUGCAGAGGAUUUGCCACAAAUAAAUGCAUCAGCAAAUAUGGAUUUAGACAUUUUACCACAAACGAAACCAACGUCGCAAGAACAUCAAAAAGAACUCAUGCCUGAAAAUAUACCUCUGUCAUCAUCAAAUGAAAUUGUAUCACUCAAAGAACAAUUAGAACAACAACAAAUACAGUGCAGACAGAUAGUUGCACAGUUGGUAUUGGUACGAGAACAGCUGAUAACAGAAACAAAUGCAAGAAUUGAAUCACAGGCUCGCAACCAACAACUAUUACAACAGAAUCGAGAACUUUUGGAACACAUUGCAUCACUUGGUGGUUAUCAUGAACCUGAUCGACCUGGAAUGUCAACGACAAUUGGAUUAGCACCACAGUAUUCUUUAUUUCAGAAUCACCAAGGACUAGGAGAUAUAAUUAAUAUGGGAGGAUUAGGUUCACACUAUGCAUCUGUACAACACCUAAAUAAUGCUAAUCAGGCGGCAAUGGCUGCAAUGCAACAACCAAUCAACAAGAAUAACUCUUCUACAUAUUCUCAAAUGAGUAAACUUCAAAACAUGCAUUCAAAUGUACAAAAUUCUAACAACAUGAUGGGUACACAAGUUUCUUCUUUGGCUGCACAAGAAUUCUAUAGAUUAAAUCAAAAUAUUCUAAAUCAACUGACCAAUCCCAGUUAUACCUCGGUAUUUCCCUCGAUCUCGCCAUGUUCUUCAAAUGCCAGUCAACUGCAGUCAAAAGGAUUUGUAUUUGCUAAUCAAAAUGCUGCAGGAUUCAAUAACAAUAUUCUAACUUCAGAUGUUAAAUCAGCAGCAAAUAAUGAAGAUAAAGGAAAAAAUGAAGUUCUACUAAACCAAACCAAACAUACAGCAAAGAGUGCUAUUUCGGAUACAUUAUCUAAAUCUAAAACCGAUCAUGCAAUCGAAGAUAGUAAACAAGACGAGAACUCAAACUCUGAAGGUUCUCAGUUUAUCAAGCCAUUAUCACAAGUUGGAACACUUACAACAAUGGAUGCCGAGGGCAAAGUUAAAGUUAUAGUACCUGUAACUUGCAAUGAACAAUUAAUCGUUCCUACAAUGAUGGGUCGAAAAUCAACGUCCUUCUCAGAAAUAUCUGCAAGUACUGAAAGUAGCACUAAAAACAUGACAACAACUAAAGAAUCGAAGGAAAAGAAAUCCUCCAUUCCAAGCUUGGUGACUCUGAAAGUAACAGAUGAGAGUGGUACUAUAACCAGAAGACUUCCAGCUACCCCAAGUUUUAUCACACGUACUACUAGUGAAAAAGUACCAAAUCGUAGUCAAAUAAUGAGUCAGGUACAGAGAACACAAUGGGCACGACAUACCACCAAAUAGUAUGAUUAGUAGAAGAAUAAUGACAGUUGUAGAUAACGUUUUUCACUUAUUUCAAACCAUCUAGAACAUAUCUUGAAUUGCAUAGUACAACACAUAA